CGUCCUUCCAAAUCGGGUUGGAUGCUCUCACUCCUAUUUUCCAUUUCACAAUGCACUCAAAACCCUCUCUCUAGUCAGUAUUUCUUGGUUUCAGAAGGAUCCGAUCCCAGUCUCAAAUUUAUCAACUUAUGUUCUACACCGAUCGGUAAAUGGCGAGUUUCUUGCCUCAGUUCCAGAGCAUAAAAAAUACAUUCGAUCAUAUCGUCGUUGCCGUUGAAGAUGUUAGUGAUUUAUGGCCCCUUGUAAGAAAGGAGUUUGAAGAACAUUUGCCCAUCAAAAGAGCCUUGCUAAACAACAAGACACGCAAUCCUGUUAUUGUGGAUGAAUUCCAUGCUGAGUAUGUAUUAACAACAGAUGCAAGACUACGCAGUAGGUUCCCACAAGAGCAAUCGUUGUUUUGGUUCCGAGAACCAUAUGCUACACUUGUCCUUGUCACUUGUGAGGAUCUUGAUGAAUUUAAGACAAUUCUCAAACCAAGGCUGAAGUUAAUUGUUCAAAAUGAUGAACGCGAAUGGUUUAUUGUGUUUGUGUCUAAAGCACCAGCUCACAAUGACCAGGCCACCAAGAUGGCCAAAAAAGUCUAUGCCAAACUUGAGGUUGAUUUUAGCUCGAAGAAAAGAGAAAGAUGCUGCAAAGUGGAUCUGCAUGGAGAUCCAAAUUUAUGGGAAGAAUUGGAACAUAAAAUUGUGGAAUGUAUUAGAAAUACCCUUGAUAAGCGCAUUCAGUUUUAUGAGGAAGAAAUUAGGAAGCUCAGCGAACAACGCUUCAUGCCCGUUUGGAAUUUUUGUAACUUCUUCAUUCUAAAGGAAAGCUUAGCCUUUAUGUUUGAGAUAGCUCAUCUCCAUGAAGAUGCUCUACGUGAAUACGAUGAACUAGAGCUCUGUUACUUGGAAACAGUUAAUAUGAAUGGGAAAAAGAGGGACUUUGGAGGAAUGGAGCAUGGUGAUGAUCAGGCUGCCCUUCUUGACCCGGCUAAAAAAGCACUGAUGCACAUUGUGCAAGAUGACUCAUUUAGGGAAUUUGAAUUCAGGCAGUAUCUAUUUGCCUGUCAAGCAAAGCUGUUGUUUAAGCUGAAUCGUCCAUUUGAAGUUGCAUCAAGGGGUUAUUCAUUUAUAAUUAGCUUUUCUAAGGGAUUGGCCCUCCAUGAGAAUAGACUGCCGUUCUGUAUGCGUGAAGUAUGGGUAAUAACUGGAUGCCGGGAUUUAAUUAAUGCAACCACUUCAAGGUAUCAAGAUGGACUUGUGUCACCUGAUACAGAAAAGGAGUUUUAUCGUCUAAAAGGGGAUCUCUACUCCUUAUGCCGUACUAAGUUCAUGCGGCUUGCCUAUUUAAUUGGCUAUGGUUCCCAUAUUGAAAGGAGUCCCGUCAACAGUGCUUCACUUAGCAUGCUCCCUUGGCCUAAACCCGCUGUUUGGCCUUCUUUGCCACCUGAUGCAUCAUCUCAGGUUCUUUUGAAAGAAAAGGCAAUUCUUCAAGAUUCUUCACGGCCUAACCAUUUUGGCAUUCAGAAGAAACCACUUCCUCUUGAACCAUCCAUAUUGUUGCGGGAAGCAAAUCGUCGAAGAGCAUCACUUUCUGCAGGAAAUGCAUUUGAAAUUUUUGAUGGUCAGCCCAACACGAUUGAUAGUUCAGGUUUAAUAUCUCCAUCUCCCAAAGUACAUGCAACGUCUAUGCUGCGAACUUAUUCUUCACCUGGAUUUGAAAGCUCCAUCAGUCGACCUAUGAAGCUAUCUGAAAUAUUUGUUGCGGCUGAGCGCUCUUUGCAAACUACAAUUUCUGAUAAAGAGCUAUGGAAAUCAUUGUCCUCUCCGGAAGAAUUUGAGAAAAAAUAUUUGGAACUGUCAAAGGGUGCCGCUGAAAACUAUCAUCAGUCAUGGUGGAAGAGACAUGGAGUUGUUCUUGAUGGUGAAAUUGCAUCUGUCUAUCAUAAGCUUGGAAACUUUGAUAUUGCUGCCAAGUUGUAUGAGAAGGUAUGUGCUCUUUAUGCUGGUGAAGGUUGGCAGGACCUAUUGGCUGAAGUCCUUCCAAAUUUAGCAGCGUGUCAAAAAAUACUGAAUGAUCAAGCUGGUUAUCUCUCUUCCUGUGUGAGGCUACUGUCAUUGGAUAAAGGAUUGUUUCUUAAAAAAGAGCGCCAGGCAUUUCAGUCUGAAGUCGUCCGCCUUGGUCAUAGUGAAAUGGAGCACCCUGUGCCUCUAGAUGUGUCCUCCCUGAUAACAUUUUCUAGUGAUCCUGGGCCUCCACUGGAGCUAUGUGAUGGGGAUCCUGGUUCCCUCUCUGUAACUCUUUGGAGUGGAUUUCCUGAUGAUAUUGCUCUUGAAUCACUGAGUCUCACUCUUACAGCUACUAAUAUCACUGAUGAUGGUGUAAAGGCUAUAAAACGCUCUGGUGCUACAAUAUUAAAUCCUGGAAGGAAUAAAAUCACAGUAUCUUUACCUCCUCAGAAACCUGGUUCGUAUGUUUUGAGUAUUCUUACAGGACAAAUUGGUCAAUUGAGAUUUAGAUCUCAUAGCUUCUCCAAAGGAGGACCUGCAGAUACUGAUGACUUUAUGAGUUAUGAGAAACCAACAAGGCCUAUCCUGAAGGUGUUCAAACCAAGAUCUCUGGUUGCUCUAGUGGCGGCUGUCUCAUCUGCUUUGCUUAUCAAUGAGCCUCAGUGGGUAGGAAUAGUUGUCAAACCAAUGAACUACUCCCUAAAAGGUGCUGUACUUCACAUAGACACUGGACCCGGUUUGACUAUUGAACAGUGCCAUGGAAUUGAAAUUGAGAAGCAUACAGAUGGAUCUCAUAAUGAAUCUGAUUUGGGUGACCAGGAAGGUUUGAAAGAUGAUGGUAACCAAACUACUACAGAAUUAAAGCAAUUGUCUCUUCAUGAUGGAAAAGUUGAGCUGCCAGACUGGGCUAGCAAUAUAGCUUCUGUUUUAUGGAUCCCUGUUUGUGCUGUCAGUGAUUGCAUUUCUAGGGGAACUCUUGCAGGAGAAGGCAUAUCCCAGAGACAGAGUGUUGUAGAUGGAAUGAGAACGAUUGCUCUAAAACUCGAAUUUGGAGUAUCUCGAAAUCAAGUAUUUGAAAGGACAAUGGCUGUACAUUUUACAGACCCUUUCUGUGUGAGCAUACGGGUUACGGACAAGUGCAAUGAUGGCACUCUGCUUUUACAGGUGAUAUUGCAAUCACAAGUGCAAGCUUUGUUGGCCAUCUAUGAUGCUGGACUUGAUUUACAAGAUGGAUUUUCUCACACCGGAACCAGCAAUGGGAAAUCGAUGUCUCAAUUCUUCCCGUUGACACUAUCUCCAAAAUCAAAAGCUUCAAUCUUAUUCAGUAUAUGCUUGAAGGAGGAUGGUGUAAAAGAGGAUGAAGCUAAAAUGCAGCACUCAGAAAGUGUGUUAAAUAUUACUUAUGGGAUUUCGGGUGAUAGAAUGAUUGGAGCUCAUUGCCCUAUGGCUGAGGAACGUAAUGUACCUGAUGACACAACGCUGAAGCUGACGUUCAAGAGCUCUCUUGUUUUACGGAAACCUGUGCUUGACCCUUGCUUUGCAGUUGGCUUUCUUCCACUCUCCAGUGGUCUACGAGUUGGGCAAUUUGUUACAAUGAAGUGGAGAGUUGAAAGGCUAAAAACAUUAGGUGAAUAUGCUGCUUCUGAAGACAAUGAUGAAGUUUUUUUCGAGAUCAAUGCAAACUCUGAUAACUGGAUGAUUGCAGGGAGGAAAAGGGGACACGUCCCGCUGUCCAUAAAACAAGGGGCACGAAUAGUCAUUUCAGUGUUGUGCUUGCCACUAGUUUCGGGAUACGUUCGUCCCCCUCAACUUGGCUUGCCAAAUGUGAAGGAAAAUAUUAGUUGUAACCCUCCCGGUCCUCAUUUGGUUUGUGUUAUGCCUCCAAUUCUGAGUUCUUCCUUUUGCGUGCCAGCCUGAGCCAUAUGUGAGCAGUUUUCAUGUAUAAAGAUGGUUUGCUUGGGUCAUCCACUCAUCUAAACAUAGAAGAAAAGGAAGGGCGCCAGAAGGGGACAUCAGUUUUCCACAUUCCUGCCCAGAAAACUUGUACAUUGUGUCAUUGUGUGUAUUAUUUCUUUCCUGUUGGAGUAGCGGGUAUUUACAAACUCAGCCCCUCAAACAUUCACUGUUAUUUCACUAUUCAAUGUAUUUUUCCCUAAUAUUUAGUCAAAGGUUAAAAAAGUUGACCUUGAAAGUCAAACUGGAAGGGGGGUAUGGAGGGAUUAACUAUUGGUAGGGACCUAGAAAGAUCUUUCUACCUUAUGAAUGCAAAACUGAUUACGGAGUAUGUGCUAAAUCAUAAAUGAAACCUUGGGGA
This is a messenger RNA of Cuscuta campestris, 4305 nucleotides long. NCBI's taxonomy places the organism in Eukaryota, Viridiplantae, Streptophyta, Magnoliopsida, Solanales, Convolvulaceae. The record is from the annotation of a GenBank genome assembly.